AUGUUAUGUUUUGAUCAGUCUGUUAUGAUCUGCUUGCAACGCUUUUUUCAUCCCAAUGCAGACGAUGGUAAAUUUAUAAUUAUAUUUCAGUUUGAUAUUUCAAUAUUCUUUUACAGCCGCCCUAAAACAGUUGAUGAAGUUGCUUUCCAGGAUGAAGUUGUAGCCGUCUUGAAGAAAUCUCUAGAGGGCGCUGAUCUGCCUAACCUUCUGUUCUACGGCCCACCUGGUACAGGAAAAACAUCAACAAUUCUAGCCAUUGCAAGAGAACUUUUUAGUGCUGACAUGUUCAGAUCCAGGGUGCUUGAACUAAAUGCAUCGGAUGAAAGAGGAAUCGGCGUCGUUCGUGACAAGGUUAAAAACUUUGCACAGCAGACAGCCAACACCACAAAACCAGAUGGAACACCUUGUCCGCCAUUUAAGAUUAUAAUUCUAGAUGAGGCAGAUUCAAUGACCAAACAUGCACAGGCUGCACUUAGACGAACAAUGGAAACACAGAGUAAAACUACAAGGUUCUGUCUCAUUUGCAAUUACAUUAGCAGAAUCAUUGCACCCAUCACGUCACGUUGUGCAAAAUUCCGCUUCAAGCCUCUUGGAGAAAAACACCAGAAAGCAACGCUUACCAACAUUGGACUAAAGGAAAAUGUAAAGUGUAGUGAGCAGGCAUUUUCAGCAAUCAUCCAAGUGACAGAGGGCGAUCUUCGAAAAGCAGUCACUCUAUUUCAAAGUGCACAUCGACUCAAAGGUGAUGAAGGCAUCACAGAGAGUGAUAUCCAAGAAAUUGCAGGAUCAGUUCCUUCCUCUGUUGUAUCAGAACUCAUCAAGACCUGUCAUUCUAACUCAUUUGAGAAGCUGGAUCAAGCAGUGACAGAAGUGCUUGCUGAGGGCUAUGCAGCCAGCCAGAUGAUUUUACAAAUUCAUGAAAUAAUAGUGAACCAGCCAGACUUGACAGACAACCAGAAGUCCAAGAUAUGCGAACGACUCGCAAUUGUUGACAAGCGACUGAUAGAUGGGGCAGAUGAGUACCUACAGAUAAUGGACCUACUCACAGUGAUCAUGAACCAGUACUGUACAGCAUGAAGCUUCAGUCUCUGCUACAACAAAUUUAGGCCAUAAAUGUAUAUUUGAAUUAGGCAAGACUUCUUUCGCAAACCUCUUGUGCAACGAUAAUUAUUAUUUAAAAUCAAAUUAUUGUUGGCCUGGUAGCUUCUGGUUUCAUCAUAAAAUGGAAAUUUUAGAGGGAAAAAAAUCACCAUAGUUAGGGCUAAGGUGAGCAAAUUGUAAGGACAUGCAGAUGUUUUUAAGAAAUGGCAAUUUCAUACUUCACAAAUAUUUUUCAUUGUGUCUGUGAAAUUAAAUUAUCAAAACUAUUUUCACACUACUGUACUAACGCUUACACAGAAGUACACUAAACAAACUACUUACAUGGGAUUCUGUAUAAAUUGUUAUUUUCUUUGUAAUAAAAAUUGAAAAUAAUGGAA
Messenger RNA from Anneissia japonica, 1478 nucleotides. Its product is annotated as replication factor C subunit 4-like. The transcript has 9 exons. Bases 1 to 1077 code for a protein of 358 amino acids. Gene Ontology annotation, cellular component: nucleus; DNA replication factor C complex. Gene Ontology annotation, molecular function: DNA clamp loader activity; ATP hydrolysis activity; ATP binding. NCBI's taxonomy places the organism in Eukaryota, Metazoa, Echinodermata, Crinoidea, Comatulida, Comatulidae. Gene Ontology annotation, biological process: DNA-templated DNA replication; DNA repair. The record is from RefSeq and is a predicted model, not a curated record.